Messenger RNA from Heterobasidion irregulare TC 32-1, 4137 nucleotides. RefSeq lists its product as uncharacterized. Bases 1 to 4137 code for a protein of 1378 amino acids. Gene Ontology annotation, cellular component: membrane. The transcript is spliced from 8 exons. The record is from RefSeq and is a predicted model, not a curated record. NCBI's taxonomy places the organism in Eukaryota, Fungi, Basidiomycota, Agaricomycetes, Russulales, Bondarzewiaceae.
AUGGCCUCUAACCAGAUACCGUUCUCUGGUGAGGGGCGUUGCGCCCUGAGAGGAUCGUGUGGAACUAAAGGAUGGUUUGGAAAGCCUCUGCCAUGUCCAUAUGAUGGACCUCCUGUCGACCCCGACAGCAAAGCACGCACCCUUCUCACGUCAGUUUGCGGUGAAGAGUUCGCCGACGGGCCUGCUUGUUGUGAUACGGAUCAAUUGGAAGUUCUACGCGACAACCUGGCACAAGUGGAAACCCUAAUAUCCUCAUGUCCUGCUUGCCGCAACAACUUCCGUUCCUUCUUCUGCCAUUUUACUUGCUCCCCCCAACAGGCUACAUUUGUGAAUGUAACUUCUACCCAGAAGUCUUCAACAGGUCAGACGGCUGUGAAGUCUCUCGAUUUUUUUGUUGGUGAACGAUUCGGGGAGGGUUUCUUCAACAGUUGUGAGAAGGUUCAAGUAGGCGCAGCUAACAGCUAUGCCAUGGAUCUCAUCGGCGGAGGAGCUACAAAUUACACCGGGUUCUUGAAAUAUCUGGGCGACGAGAAAGACUUGGGGAGUCCGUUCCAAAUUAAUUUUCCUCCUCCUUCUACUUCCUCGGAAUUGGAGCCAUACGACAGACAGACUAGGAACUGCUCAGACAACGAUCUUCUCAGCCGUUGCACAUGCAUAGACUGCCCACAGGUUUGCCAAGCCCUCCCUCCCCUCCCUGCGCCAGACGAGCUUGAUACAUGUCGAGUUGGUGCAACGUCGUGUCUUACUUUUUUUUUGGUUCUUGCUUACGGACUCUGCGCAUUCGCAUUCGUUUCCGGCUUCAGCUUCCAAAGGGCGCUUAGUCUUCGUAAAGAGAGGAAACGUGCCCGAAUGGUUUUGUCUGCCGAAACUGCAUCAGAUACCCCCCUCUCUCCGAGGUCGCAUACACGAGGUUUGGUUGGCGCCCCCUCGCUAGCACAUAAUAUCGACGGCGAACAAUCGUCGAACAGUCAAGCAGAGUCUCGUAUGGGUCGCGGAUUGACUCUGGACCCCAUAGAAACCGUCCAGCCCCGCCAAUAUCGCCUGAACUCUAUCCUCCGUUCUUUCUUCUACCGGGUCGGUUCCAUAUCUGCCAACUACCCAUGGUUAACAUUCGCAGUGAUGUUCACUGUGGUUGGACUGCUCAAUAUAGGCUGGAAGAACUUCAGCGUGGAGACAGAUCCAGUGAGACUGUGGGUAGCGCCUGACUCGGAGAGCAAGAUUCAAAAGGACUUCUUCGACCAGAACUUCGGGCCUUUCUAUCGUACGGAGCAGAUCUUUGUGACCUCAUUGCCUGUUAAACCACCAGUUCUGUCCUGGGACCAUCUCAAGUAUUGGUUCGAUGUGGAAAACGAUAUUCGUUCCCUCCGCUCUUCACCAAAUGGAUACCGCCUUUCAGAUGUCUGUUUCAAACCCGCUGGGCCGCGUGGCGCCUGCGUCUUCCAGUCCGUCACUGCAUGGUUCGGAAAUGAUAUCGACAAUACAAGCCCCGAUACUUGGGCUGAUCGCAUACAACAGUGUGCGCAUACCCCGGCAGAAUGUCUGCCUGACUUCCAACAGCCCCUAGGCCCGAAGUAUGUUCUAGGCAAGGUGCCAGAUUCUGAGCGGGGGUACUUGGAUGCGGAGGCUUUAGUCAUCAAUAUCGUUGUCUCCGACUCGCUCGAUCCGGAGGUGCAGGAGAAGGCGAUGGAAUGGGAACGCACUUUGCGGGAAUAUCUCUAUGACCUCAGUCAGAGAGCUCCCGAGCAGGCCGGACUAGAGAUUGCGUUCUCUACUGGAGUAUCUCUCGAAGAGGAGCUCAAUAAGAGCACGAACACGGAUGUCAAGAUCGUCGUCCUAUCGUACAUCGCUAUGUUUAUCUACGUGUCACUGACGCUAGGUAAUGGUUUUGUAGGCCGUGAAGAAGAGGGUACCCUAUCAUCCCUCUGGAACUGGGCCUCGAACUUGCCGCGCCUGUUCACGCGUUUACACUUGUCUUCCUCCUCUAUAUCGGUCGACUCUCGGAACGUCCCUCGGAUCUUCCCUCGUCUCCCGCGCAAGCUCUUCGUUGGUUCUAAACUAACAUUGGGCUUGUUCAGCAUUGCACUCGUCAUCCUGUCUGUUUCCUCUUCCAUUGGCUUCUUCUCUGCCGCUGGCGUGAAAGUGACUCUUAUCAUUGCCGAGGUUAUACCUUUCCUCGUAUUGGCCGUUGGCGUGGACAAUGUUUUCAUUCUAGUCCAUGAAUUGGAUCGCCAGAACCUGCUGCACGGUCCGAACGCUGCUUCGCCGGAACAGGCAUUGAAUUUCUCUGUUGCAGCGUCCCCUACGUCUAGGCGCUCGCAUUUCGAGUCAUCCCGCGACGCGUCAGUCGAUGCGGCGUCUAUGCCUUUGUAUCUGUCGCCGGAAGAGCGCGUGGUGAGAACGCUGGCGAAGAUGGGACCAUCCAUAUUGCUUAGUACCAUAACCGAGACCGUCGCCUUCUCUCUCGGUGCGUUGGUACCCAUGCCGGCUGUCAGGAACUUCGCUCUCUAUGCCGCGGGAAGUGUGUUCUUGAACGCCCUGUUGCAAAUCACUGUAUUCGUCAGCGCUCUUGUCCUCGAUCUGCGCCGGAUAGAGUCAGGUAGAGUCGACUGUCUGCCAUGUAUCAGGCUUCCUUCCAGAAUUCAGCUCCUUGAAGCCCCAAGAACCGGUAGUGGCCUAGGCCUCAUCGCAAGGGGCAUCCGCAAAUAUUAUGCCCCGUUUCUGCUUCGCCCGUUCAUAAAGGGAAUGGUCCUCUUAUCUUUCGGAGGUGUUUUCAUUGCCUCUGUCAUCUCUAUUCAACACAUUGAGCUUGGACUUGACCAACGGCUGGCUUUACCGUCGGAAUCCUAUCUGAUUCCUUACUUCAACAACCUCGACACAUAUCUAGACAUUGGCCCCCCUGUCUACUUCAUCGCUCAUGAUAUCGAUGUCACGCGACGACCAGGCCAGCAAAGUCUCUGCGGCCGGUUCACCACUUGCGACGAUUCAUCCGUAGCCAACAUCUUGGAAGCUGAACGUAAACGUUCCGAGGUGUCUUUCAUCUCACAGCCCACCGCAUCGUGGAUCGACGACUUUUUCAACUGGCUGAACCCGGCCGUGGAGACCUGUUGUCGUGUCCGCAAACGGGACCCCAGGACAUUCUGCACAGCGCGUGAUUCCCCUCGGUUAUGCCAACCUUGCAUGCAGGACAAAGAGCCGGCGUGGAACAUCACCAUGAACGGGCUACCUGAGGGCGAGGAGUUCAUGCGUUAUCUACGGCAGUGGUUAGUAUCGCCUACCUCGGAAGAGUGUCCACUGGCUGGACAGGCAUCAUUUGGAACUGCGCUGUCAAUCAAUUCGGAAAAAGACGACGUCAUCGCAUCCCACUUCCGAACGUUUACCUCUCCACUCAAGGGUCAGGCUGACUUUAUCAAUGCGUUUGCGGCUGCACAUCGCAUCGCGGACGACCUCUCUGCGCAAACUGGCGCGACCAUCUUCCCGUACUCUCUCUUUUUCGUGUUCUUCGACCAGUACGCACACAUCAUAUCCAUGACCCAGGAGGUCCUUGGGUUGGGCCUCGCGUCCGUGCUUAUUGUCACCGCGCUGCUUCUCGGCUCCUGGCGCACGGGUACCAUCGUCACGGCGGUUGUCGCUCUGACUGUGGUGAAUGUGAUGGGCAUGAUGGGCUUGUGGGGGAUCAGCCUGAACGCCAUCAGCCUGGUGAACCUCGUUAUCUCGCUAGGGAUUGCUGUCGAGUUUUGCGCGCACGUUGCAAGGUCGUUCAUGAGCUCUGGGUCUGGCCUGCCUAUGGAUCAUCCGGCUGGACAGAAGGAGCGCGAUGAGAGGAUGUUAAUAGCAUUGGUUGAUGUCGGCCCAUCUGUUUUGUCGGGAAUUACUCUCACAAAGCUAAUUGGCAUGAGUGUGCUCGCUCUUACACGUUCGAAGCUUCUCGAGAUCUAUUACUUCCGGAUGUGGCUUACCCUAAUUAUAUCUGGAGCAUUGCAUGGGCUCGUCCUGCUACCCGUCGUAUUAAGCAAAGCAGGUGGUCCAGGAUUCCCUCUACAGGAAGCGGACGAGGAAUGGAUGUCGAACGCCAUCAGGCAUGACUACGAAUAUGCACCUUUCCUUGCUGACGACGACUCCAUUCAUAGCGACGACUAG